Messenger RNA from Tachysurus vachellii, 3701 nucleotides. It is a transcript of the gene arid3b, whose product is annotated as AT-rich interactive domain 3B. Lineage: Eukaryota; Metazoa; Chordata; Actinopteri; Siluriformes; Bagridae. The coding region runs from base 424 to 2127 and encodes 567 amino acids. The transcript is spliced from 9 exons. Gene Ontology annotation, biological process: regulation of transcription by RNA polymerase II. Gene Ontology annotation, molecular function: DNA binding. The record is from RefSeq and is a predicted model, not a curated record. Gene Ontology annotation, cellular component: nucleus.
AAAUAUUCAUGAAGAGUUUAGAAAAUGUAUUAAGAGUCGAUUCGAUUUUUUUGCGCACGAGGGCGCGCGUUUUAUUUCCCCACUUUUGCAACUUAGUUUGUUUUAAUGACCGUGUAGUUUUAAUGUUGCCGGUAAUUCAGUUUGUACACGUCAUGACUGGAGUUUGGUGUGUUCUUCAGUCUGCACACUGUUCCCACGGAUUCUACAGUCUUUACAGAUAACAGUUUAAGUUGAGAACUGAAGCUUUUUGCUCUUGGCUGUUUGUCCUCACUGGAGAUUACAUGGUUACAUUGGAAGUGCGCCAUAGUGUUUAAUCCGCCGCCUGUGUUAGAUGGUCCCAUCUUAUCUCAGGAUAGUGGUCUGGCUGGAGCAUUCUCUCAGGCGACUCUUGGUGCAGUGGCCGGUGUUAAACUUGAGGCGGUCAUGGAGCAGCUCCAGAGGCAGCAGCAAGCGAAACUGGACAUGGAGAGAAAAGAGCGACACCUGAGCGAAGCCCACAUCCUGUAUGCCCAGCAGCUUGCUGCUCAACACGCCAUCAUGGCUUCUGCCCGUGCCCAGGGAAUACCAAUAAACCCAGAAUACUUCAGCAACAGUUCCAGAGAACAAAUGCUGAAAAACAGCCAAGGGCCUCCAACCAGGGUUUCUACCCAAAGUAGUGUAGAAUCUGUGCAAGAUGGAGAGGACGAUGAAGAGAUGAACAGAGGACCGGCUUCUGCUGGAGAAGAUGAAGAUGAGGAGAUGAUGGAUGGUGAGGAUGGAAGUGAGGAUGACGAAGGCGAUGGUUUGGAGUUUCUCAGAAAGCAAAGCCUGGCUCUUCAGCAGCAGGGGGUGGGAAUCGCUCCAUACCCUUUCCCAGUCUAUGCUGCUUCUCCUGCAGCUGCAAAAAAACGAGCCCGCUCACCUCCACCAAAAGUGAAGGAUGAACCAGAGGACAGCCCAUCCCCUACUGAGCAGCAUUCAUUCAAUACGCCAAAUGGUCUUGCCGACUGGAGUUUUGAAGACUCAAUCAAACAGAAUGGCAAUGCGAGUUGGAAUGAAGAAAGCGAUGGAGGGAGAGGGAGAGGGGAGGCCUCCAGAGACUUUGCCAAGCUUUAUGAACUGGACAGUGACCCUAACCGGAAGGAGUUUCUAGAUGACCUAUUCACCUUCAUGCAGAAAAGAGGUACCCCAGUGAAUCGUAUCCCCAUCAUGGCCAAGCAGGUGCUGGACCUCUAUAAGCUCUAUAAGCUUGUGACCGAGAAGGGAGGUCUGGUGGAGGUGAUCAAUAAGAAAAUCUGGAGAGAGAUAACUAAAGGUUUAAACCUGCCCACCUCCAUCACCAGCGCUGCCUUCACCCUCCGCACACAGUAUAUGAAGUACCUGUAUCCAUAUGAAUGUGAGAAGAAAGGACUCAGUUCCCCAGGAGAGCUGCAGGCCGCCAUCGACAGCAACCGCAGAGAAGGCCGUCGGCCCGGGUACAGUAACAGCCUGUACCGCUUCUCUCCUUCCCCCAGCGGUGGAGCCCCUCACCUCCUCUCUCCUCCUAAAAUGCACCUGCCUAACUCCGGGCACAACGGCAUGCAGAGCACACCGGGUCCAGCCCUUAAGAAAGCGACAGUUCCUGAAGAUGGUCCAGCUUCUAUGUUGCCUGGUAGACUACCCUUGGCUCUGGCACUAGGCCACCAACAGCAGCUGGCACGGGCUGCCACAUUGGAACAGUUGCGUGAGAGGUUGGAGACGGGCAUGGGUGCUUCAGCUCUGGCAACUGGUGCCUCUGCCAUAGAGGGGCCUGAGAGGAAGAUGGCCCGCCUGGCUGAAGAGCAGCAGAGGCUUCUGCAGCAGGCCUUCCAGCAGAACCUGCUUGCAAUGGCCUCACAAGUGAACCCUGGCAAUCUGCGCCUCAACACUACCAGUACCCCCCGUGAGGAAAAGCAGGAUCUGUCUCUUAGUAUCUCCUCAAAUGGAUCAGCCAGUAUCACUGUCUCAAUAGAGGUUAAUGGGAUCAUUUACUCAGGAUCACUGUAUGCUCAGAAGUCAUCUGGAACUCCAGCUACUCUUAUAGGCCAGAAUUGCUCUGUCGAUCCCAAUGGCCCCUCCUCCUCUAAAGGUUCUGGCUCUACAGAGCCUGCUGCUAUCGGCUCUCCUUAGCUCCCAGCAGCCACACGGACUCUCUCUCUCCUUUACAGAGAGUCUAGUGGUAUACAAAGCCAAGUCUACCUCCUUUUUGAGACAUCGGGUUUAUUCUGCUGAGAGUGAUUACACACUUACAAAGAUGAGCUGUAAUUAUUCCGCCCUUUUGCAGAAGACCUCUGCCCUUUACCACUAACCUGCUAUAGAUUCUCUCAGGACCUGAACGAUCAUGACAAUGGUCUGAUUACAACAAAUACUCACAUGUUUUAAUGACAAUGUCCUGGGCAUCUUUCUGUGCUCUAGACAUUUGAUACUAAUGCAAUAUGCCUUCCUCUAUGCAUUUAUUCCCAGUGAGUCAUCCACCUGCAAACAAUCAUGGCACAAAAUAUUCUGCCAAAAUCAUACAGCGGGUGUUUGAUUGUUGGACAUUUUUCCAUCAGUACUGUUUGUUUUGAAGAGUUUACCGUAUGUGUGCACAUCAGUAAUAGAUUCCCAAGCAUCCGGAUUGGAUUUUUGUUUUUCCUUUGUUUUUCUGUUGUUCUGUCUAUUGUCUGGGUAGAGGAGUUUCCUGGUUUUGUGCAUUUUGCUUUAUUUAAAAUGGAUCAUUUUUUUUUCUUCUCAUUUUUUACUUUGUCUAUUACUUGAUUUGAUUGGAUUUUUUUAGUCUAGAUAUCCCUAAGUAUUGUAUUGUUUUGAGUAUUGAAACUGAUAUUUACAAAGCCAAAUGCAAACUUAUUUUCAUUUACAAACUACAAAGAAAAAAAGAAUUAAGACCAUAGUGGGGACAGCGUUCCACGUCAAUCAUUUCGUUGGCAGCGUUAGACGAUCAAUUAGGCUCACACAUUUGGGCCCUUAUUCCUUGACUCCAUGGAGCAGGAUCGAAGCAGUUUUCAGAAAUAUUUACAAACCACUCCAGAUAUUAGAAUGCUGAAACGAAGGACCAGGGUAUUUGUUUAUAAAUAGUGUUCUUUCAAUAUAUACUGGUUUUAAUAACCAUGUGCUUUAACAUAACCGUAACAACUCGCUUCUUUCUUUCCCCUUUUUAUUUUCACUUUUUCAGAAGCCUCAAAUGUCUUUCCAUAUUGGAAAGCUAGUUCUCAGGAAUUUCAGAUCGAUCUCAGCGUUAGUUUGCAAUUUAUUUUAAAUCUUAGCACCAAGUCGCCUCACGUAUCAAGGCUAGAUAUACCUCAGCGGCAGAAAGUGACUAUAGCUACCUCAAAGUUAUCUUUAUAUAGUAUGAGUUAGGAUUUACCUCAGAAUCAGCUCCUGAUAAAUCAAGACAAAUAAAGAAUAUUAUACGCUUUAUGAAUGACUUUUUAGUGAAUUCCAAAGUAUUCUCAGGUUGCUAGUACAAAAAUACCUCAUACAGAUAAUGGCAAAAUAGGAACAUCAUUUUUUUUUUACUAUGUGAGAAGAGUUAUUUAUGUGCAGAUGCUUGAUCUCUAUUUGCUCUGUUUGCUGUACUUAUCUGAUGACUACAUAGCUUCUAACCAAAGAUCAUCAAACUGUAUUUCUACUGUGUUCUUUCUGGUGUUCUUACUUUAUUUACGCAUGGAGCUUGACAAAGUGGAAUUAAAGUCUGAUUUAAUGCA